GCACAACGUUAGUGUGUCGUAGUGUUUGUUUGGUGUUUUUACAAGAAUCAACGGGUUUUACCAGUGAAACAAUAAAUAAAAUAAACUCUUAAUCAUGGACGCCGAUUUGUACGACGAAUUCGGCAAUUACAUAGGUCCGGAGUUGGACAGCGACGAUGACGUCGAGGAGGAGCCGGAGGCGCCGGACGAGGAUGAACAUCAAGACUACGAUGAGGAGCAAAUGGAUGAAGACCCACAACCCAUGGCUAUUGUACUGCAUGAAGACAAACAGUAUUAUCCGUCAGCGCUGCAAGUUUACGGGCCGGACGUGGAGACUAUAGUGCAGGAGGAGGACGCACAAGCCCUCGAUGUUCCCCUAGUUGAACCGGUUAAAAAGAAGAAAUUCCAAAUCAAAGAGCAAGAUCUGCCCGACACCAUUUAUAACAUGGAGUUUUUGGCAGACAUGAUGGACAAUACAACGUUGAUAAGAAAUGUGGCCCUAGUUGGCCACUUGCACCAUGGCAAAACCACCUUCGUGGACUGCCUCAUCAGGCAAACUCACCCUGGGUAUCAAGAUUACGAGGAGAAAAACCUGAGGUACACGGACACACUUUUCACGGAGCAAGAGCGGGGUUGCUCCAUUAAGUCGUUGCCCGUCACACUUUUACUCCCUGACAUCAAGAACAAGUCCUACUUGAUGAACAUCUUCGACACGCCGGGGCACGUCAACUUUUCCGAUGAAGUGACGGCCGCAAUGCGACUUUGUGAUGGGGUGGUGCUGUUUGUGGAUGCAGCCGAAGGCGUCAUGCUUAAUACCGAAAGGCUACUAAAGCAUGCGGUGCAAGAACAGAUGCAAGUCACCAUUUGUAUUAACAAAAUCGACAGACUAAUUCUGGAGCUGAAGCUGCCACCCCAGGACGCCUACUACAAACUAAGGCACAUUGUUGAGGAAAUUAAUGGGCUAAUGACGUUGUACUCAGAUGAUGCCAACCCCCAAAUCGUCUCACCAGUCAUGGGGAACGUGUGCUUCGCCAGCUCACAAUACGGCAUCUGUUUCACCCUUAAGUCCUUCGCCAACAUCUACAACUUGUACUUUGGGGAGGUCAACAUUGAGGAAUUUUCUAAGCGUUUAUGGGGCGACAUUUACUUCAACAGCAAGACGCGUAAAUUCUCCAAAAAGGCCCCCCACAACUCGGCCCAGCGUAGCUUCGUCGAGUUCAUACUGGAACCACUGUACAAAAUAUUUGCCCAAGUGGUUGGAGACGUGGAUUCAAGCCUGGCUGACGUGCUAGAUGAGCUGGGCAUAAAACUGAGUAAAAGUGAGAUGAAGCUGAACAUCAGGCCCCUCCUGCGACUCGUCUGCAAUCGAUUCUUGGGUGACUUCUCUGGGUUCGUUAAUAUGUGCGUGGAGCACAUCAAAAGUCCCCUGGACAACGCCAAGACUAAGAUCAAUCACAUCUAUACUGGGCCCAGUAAUACUAAAGUUUAUGAGGACAUGGUUAAGUGUGACCAGGAUGGGAUGUUGAUGGUGCACAGCUCCAAAAUGUACCCCACAGAGGAUUGCACCUUCUUCCAAGUGCUGGGGCGAGUCAUGAGCGGCACUUUACACGCAGGCACCGACGUCAAGAUCCUUGGGGAGAACUACACGUUGCAAGACGAGGAGGACAGCAGAAUACUCACAAUUGGAAGGCUGUGGAUUUACGAAUCCCGCUACAAGGUGGAGGUGAAUAGGGUACCAGCUGGUAACUGGGUUUUAAUAGAAGGCAUAGACCAAAGCAUUGUGAAGACGGCCACCAUUGCCGACUUAACAAUCUACGACGACCUGUACAUCUUCAGGCCCUUAAAGUUCAACACCCAAAGUAUUAUUAAGAUAGCAGUUGAGCCGGUUAACCCGUCGGAGUUGCCCAAAAUGUUGGACGGCUUGAGGAAGGUCAACAAGUCUUACCCACUGCUGACGACCAAGGUGGAGGAAAGCGGUGAACACGUUGUCUUAGGGACUGGGGAGCUGUAUCUGGAUUGUGUGAUGCACGACCUAAGGAAGAUGUACUCGGAAAUUGAUAUCAAAGUUGCUGAUCCGGUUGUGGCCUUCUGCGAGACGGUGGUGGAGACUUCGAGUUUGAAGUGCUUCGCCGAGACGCCCAACAAAAAGAACAAGCUCACAAUGAUCGCCGAACCGUUGGAGAAAGGGUUGGCCGAAGACAUUGAAAACGAGAACGUGCAAAUAGGCUGGAACAAGAAGAAACUCGGGGAGUUCUUCCAGACCAAAUACGAUUGGGACUUGUUGGCCGCCAGAAGUAUAUGGGCCUUCGGUCCGGACACCACAGGACCUAACAUUCUAGUCGACGACACUUUACCCUCUGAAGUAGAUAAAGGUUUGUUGAGUUCAGUCAGGGACUCCAUAGUGCAGGGCUUCCAGUGGGGCACCAGAGAGGGACCUUUGUGCGAGGAGCCCAUAAGGAAUACCAAGUUUAAAAUACUGGAUGCGGUGAUAGCCGGGGAGCCACUGCACCGAGGCGGCGGACAAAUUAUCCCCACGGCCAGAAGGGUGGUUUAUUCCGCCUUUCUGAUGGCCACCCCCAGACUAAUGGAGCCUUAUUUGUUCGUCGAAGUGCAGGCACCAGCCGAUUGUGUUUCGGCCGUCUAUACCGUGUUAGCCAAAAGAAGAGGACACGUCACACAAGACGCCCCAGUUCCCGGAUCUCCUUUGUACACGAUUAAAGCCUUCAUUCCAGCAAUCGACAGUUUCGGUUUUGAGACUGAUUUGAGGACACACACUCAAGGACAAGCGUUUUGCCUUUCUGUGUUCCAUCAUUGGCAGAUUGUUCCUGGAGAUCCUCUGGAUAAGUCCAUUAUAAUAAGGCCGUUGGAGCCACAACCAGCGACGCAUCUGGCAAGGGAGUUCAUGAUCAAGACCAGAAGGAGAAAGGGAUUGAGUCAGGAUGUUUCAAUCAACAAGUUCUUCGACGAUCCUAUGUUGUUGGAAUUGGCCAGGCAGGAUGUCAUGCUGAAUUAUCCUCUUUUAUAAGUUACAUUGUAAAAAAUAUUUUUUUUAUAAAUAAAUAUGUUUGUUUUUA
Aethina tumida (small hive beetle) is the source of this 3053-nucleotide messenger RNA. Its product is annotated as 116 kDa U5 small nuclear ribonucleoprotein component. The coding region runs from base 95 to 3004 and encodes 969 amino acids. Gene Ontology annotation, cellular component: cytosol; U4/U6 x U5 tri-snRNP complex; U2-type catalytic step 2 spliceosome. Gene Ontology annotation, biological process: mRNA splicing, via spliceosome. Gene Ontology annotation, molecular function: translation elongation factor activity; GTPase activity; GTP binding. The record is from RefSeq and is a predicted model, not a curated record. The transcript has 9 exons. NCBI's taxonomy places the organism in Eukaryota, Metazoa, Arthropoda, Insecta, Coleoptera, Nitidulidae.